Trichoderma atroviride IMI 206040 is the source of this 1398-nucleotide messenger RNA. The record is from RefSeq and is a predicted model, not a curated record. NCBI's taxonomy places the organism in Eukaryota, Fungi, Ascomycota, Sordariomycetes, Hypocreales, Hypocreaceae.
AUGUAUCUGGCCUCCUACAACUUCAACACUGCCAACAUCAGCCAAGCAAAAGCAAGCAGAGUCAUGGAGUUUACGUUUAUUGACAAUAAUCAAGGCAUUGACAGCGGCACACGGACUUUGAUCCGCCAUCGCGCUGCAAAGGGGUGGAACCUUGGACGCAAGAUUAAUCGGCCAUCGCGUGUAAAAGCGCUUGAGCGCCGAGUUCCGAAAGAGACACCUACUGCUGCUGGGGUUAAGGCUGCAUCUGCAAAGACGCUCCCUGAAAGCGGCAAAGAGGACUCGCCUCCUCGCAGAGAAACUAGGGGAGUGCUCCCGCCGGUUGAGCCUGUGAUAGGUGACAGCGUAUCUAUCUUAAGUCUACCUAUCGACGUAGCUCAGAAAGACAGGGUGCUCUUGUACGAUGCUGUAGCUUUCAUGAGAUCUCCGCGAUGCGCACCGACUUUGAGCAAAGCUCUUGCUCACACCAAGCAUGUCUUCCGUCUAAUUAAUGAGCGAAUAUCUCGCGGCGAACGAGUUUCUUAUCCCACAAUGGUCGUAGUCAUGAGCCUAUCAACAUAUGAGUCCACCCGUGGUCGCUACGACCGCGGCAUAAUCCACCUCUCGGGUCUUCAUCGAAUGAUCGAGAUGCAAGGCGGCAUGGGCCGCGUUGGCUUAGAAAAGCCUGAAAUUAUGCAAAAGAUAUAUCGGGCCGAUCUUGACUAUGCGCUUCGACUUGGAUCGUCUCCUACACUGGAUAUAGAACUCUUUGAGAAUACAAAGACUAUGGAGAGAUUGACUUUAUCUCCCACUCCUGAUCUAAAUAUACCUUCUGCUAUAUCUAGCCAGAGAUUUAGACAACAGUUUGGUACCGAGCUUUGUGGCCUUUGGGAUAAUGUGGUUGCUCUAUCUUCGCUUGUCAAUGAGGCGAGCGCCGGGAAACGUUCAAAGUUGUCCACGGUAGAGUUUUUAAGAAGUCACAUCUGGCUCGGCCAUAAACUUCUCAAAUAUGCUCCGUUGAGCUCGUCGCGUUCACUGAAUCGUAUCCAAAACAUGGCCCAUUUAGGUCUCUUGACGAUAAUCAGCUCCUUUUUAUGCGGCCUCGAUCGUCGCGUGACAGAAAACUCUAUCCUGUCUCAAAUGAUCCGCAAAGAAGCUAGCCUAGAGCAAAAUGAUGAGGAUCAAGAACUUCUUUUAUGGCUGUUAUUUUUGGGGGCGGCUGUUAUUCUACAGGAUCACAGCCAUGAUGCCUGGCUCAUCCCAAAGACUUGGGAAACAAUGCAAAAACUACAAGUAAACACUUGGAGCGAGGUUAUGGGAGUUCUUUCAAGAUUCCCUUGGAUCAAUGAUUUUUAUGAAAAGGAGGGCUUGGCACUAUACUACAGAGUCUCUCACUACGGAGAGGUUCAGUUGGCUUUAUAA